Molecule: messenger RNA, 2013 nt
Organism: Fusarium mangiferae
Lineage: Eukaryota; Fungi; Ascomycota; Sordariomycetes; Hypocreales; Nectriaceae
Exons: 2
Coding region: 1-2013 (670 amino acids)
Biological process (GO): transmembrane transport
Cellular component (GO): membrane
Molecular function (GO): transmembrane transporter activity
Source: RefSeq, a predicted model, not a curated record
AUGGUUCACAGGCACCAUCAUCAUGAGUCUACGAUCCCAGGCGAGAUCCCUGUCCCGCACGGUCCUCCAGACAGCGAUUCUGAGCAUAUCUCAGAUGAGCCUAUCGCAUAUGCUACCGCUGAUGAGCGUCGCAUCUUCAGCCACGUAACCCGUCCAGACGACUCCUACACUGAGGACGGUGUCUACUGGGCUGAUCUGCCACUGGCUCAGCGUUAUCGCUUCGUUUCAAAGGUCGACAACGAUGCUGCCAAGGAGGAGGCCAAGACUGCUUGGUCUAUGUUCAAGGAGGACCCUCUAUCACCUUUCUCGUGGUACUUCCGCCAUGCUGUCAUUCCUGGUGCCGGUCUUGGUCUUGAGGGGUAUGUCCUUUUCUCUAUUGGUAAUCUUGAGCCUCUCUUCAAAGCCGUUUGGCCUGAUUGCUGGGGCAAGGAACCUACUACCUGCUCUCACAAUUGGAUUGCCUCUGUAACAUACCUUGAAAUUAUCGGUAUCAUGGUUGGCCAGGCUGUUGUUGGUGUUAUGGGAGAUUGGGUCGGUCGCCGAUGGGGCCUUAUUCAGGAUGCUGCCAUCAUGUUUAUCGGUCUGCUCAUGCUCACUGCCUCGUGGGGUCUUACCCUUCAAGGCUGGGUUAUCUGUUAUGCCUGGUCUCUCUUCUUCUACGGUUUCGGUGUUGGUGGCGAGUACCCUAUUACAGCAACUUCUUCUCUUGAAGGUGUUUCUUCCGGCGGAAGGAUCUCGACUCGUGAAGAUCGUCUGCACCGUGGUCGCCGUGUCACCACGGCUUUUCUGAUGCAGGGCUGGGGCCAGUUCGUGAACCAAGUCAUCCUCAUUGUUCUUCUCGCCAUCUUCAACAACGGAAAGAGUUCGCCUCCCUACAGCAAGUCAGCUGCCCAGUAUACUUUCCGACUGUCCUUUGCAUUCCCUGCCAUCGGUACGCUCUGGCUACUCUACUAUCGUACUUACCGAAUGCGCAGCGCUGGUAAGCAGCUCGCUGAGGCAAAGAAGCGCUCCAACGUCACUGGCUAUGACGUGAACGCUCUUCGCCACUGCUUUACCAACUUCGGUGGACGUCUCUUUGCUACUGCUGGUACCUGGUUCUGCAACGAUGUCUUCUUCUACGGCAACAAGCUUUUCCAGGGUCAAUUCAUCAAGGUCAUCUCUCCUGAUAGCAAGUCCAUUUUCACUACUUGGACCUGGAACCUGGUCAAUAUCACCGUCUCCCUGGCCGGCUACUAUCUCGCAUCCCUUCUCAUCGACAACAAGAUGUACGGUCGGAAGAUGAUGCAGCAAGUGGGCUUCUUCAUGUGCUUCUUGAUGUUCGUUAUCCCCGCCUUCAAGUUCGACUAUUACACCAGUCCUGCGGGGAUUCAUUCUUUCCAGGCCAUGUACUUCAUCUCGUCCUUCUUUAACCAGUUCGGUCCCAACUCGGUCACCUUCCUCGUGGCUGGCGAGGUAUUCCCCACGCCCAUCCGUGCUACUGCCCACGGCUUCUCCGCCUGCAUUGGCAAAUCCGGCGCUCUUCUCGCUUCCGUCCUUUACAACUACAUUGAUGACCAGACUAAAUUCUACGUCGUCCCAUGGUUCGGUCUCGCUGGCAUGCUCUUGACAUGGAUCUUUCUUCCUGACACUACUGGUCUUGAUCUUAAGGAGCAGGAGCGCCGCUGGUACUACAUUCGGGAUGGCAAGGAGAGUGAGUACCACGGUGUUGCUGUCAACCCUACUCAUUUGUCCCUGUGGGAGCGAUUCCGAGGCCUCGGCAAGAGUUACGACCCCGAGGCUGAUUGGCGGGCCAAGGUCCAGGAUAUGCGUACCGAAUGGGAGCUUGUCCAGGCCAGCCGCGGUCCCAAGGACACUGAAGGUGCCAUGCCCGAUGAUGGCGAGUUCUCGCCAGAGAUUCAUGAAUUCUUCAAGCGCUCUAGCCCCAAGCACAUUGGUCGCCGCGACGAGUCUCUCAUGGUUGACCCAAUUAAUGAGAAAACGGCUGUGCCGUCCGAUGAUUCUAAUUCAAAGUGA